AUUAUUUUGGCGCCAAGUUCCAAAUUUAGAAUUUAUUUUUUAACACAUAAAGAAAUACGCACGUAAAGGACAGAAAAUACAUUUACGAAAUAAUGGACCAUAAUUACAAAUAUUCAUUGAAAAACCCUAAUUUUUUAAACAUUGGUUAUAUUAAUGCAGUUGCAAACUUAAACGAUAAACGAGACAGAUCAGCCCCAUCAUCAUAUCAUUGGAAAAUAUUAAAAUGCAGAAUGUUAAUUUUUUCCAAUUCGUCCAUAUUGGCCUGUCCCGACAAAACUGAUGUCAAACAAAUUCAUGUAAUAUUUAAUAAAGUUGGUGAUGACUAUGAUAUGCUAAACUCAAUGUUUUUACGAUUUUCACUUAUUCAACAAGGUCGAAUAAAAAAUGCCACGCCAGAAUUAUUUGAACGGUGUUUUCAUUAUACAAUGACCGCCAAACUGGCUCCAGUUUGGAAUGUUCUUGGAUAUAAUUUUAUGAUAAAUAAUAGAGAAUUUUUGACAAGUACAAAGUCAGAAGACGGCAUCAAAUAUUCCAUUCGAAGUAGCGAGCUCGUCACUGCUAUAGAAUUGAAACCAGUUAAGAUACAUUUAAUUAGAUCGAAGGAAGAGUUUGUAGUUGGUGAAACGAUAAGAGUUUUACCAAGUUUAAACAAAGCUUGCAUCGAUGACUUCUGUAAUAGUUUAUCUGAAUCGAAUAAUUUUAAAUGCUACAAGGAUCUGCGUCGGCAUUGGAAAAAUAUUCAUGGUUACAGGCUACCAAACGAUGAAUGCCCAUAUUACAAAGUACGUUUUUGGCGAGGGGAACCAUUGACCUACCCGAAAAUAUGUAUUCUUAAAGACUUUCCUAUUGUGACUCCAGUACAAAGACCGAGAGAAAAUAUUAUACUGGCAAAUUUUUUGGACUGUCUCAAAAGUAAAAUGUCUCAUUUUCUCGGAAUGACUUUAAUAAUUGAAGGUGUGGAUAACGUAAGACACCAAAGUAUCGUAAACAUGUCUGAAACGCAAGCUGUUAGUUUAUGCACUCCGACACAGGAAGUUUAAUCGGAAGUGAAUUAUGUGUUGUACAGCUAAUUCGUAAUGGUUUUUAUAGGGACUAGUAUUAACUUUAACGUAAUUAGCAUCUACUUAAUUUUCUUUUUGAACAAUUGAUACACCGCUGUUGGAUUCCUAACUUGUAAGAAAUACGAUACGAAUAGCUCAAUAAUAUAUUUAUAGAUAAAAUUAUAAAAACGCAAAACAAAUGUUAAAAAUAAUUUCUGUAUUUGUAAUUAGCGUGCGUACUUCAAAGAGCAUUACAUAUUUUUUUAAUA
Messenger RNA from Bombyx mori (domestic silkworm), 1309 nucleotides. RefSeq lists its product as uncharacterized. The record is from RefSeq and is a predicted model, not a curated record. Bases 93 to 1040 code for a protein of 315 amino acids. The transcript has 8 exons. Lineage: Eukaryota; Metazoa; Arthropoda; Insecta; Lepidoptera; Bombycidae.